Molecule: messenger RNA, 1387 nt
Organism: Hordeum vulgare subsp. vulgare (domesticated barley)
Lineage: Eukaryota; Viridiplantae; Streptophyta; Magnoliopsida; Poales; Poaceae
Product: GDSL esterase/lipase EXL3-like
Exons: 1
Coding region: 71-1228 (385 amino acids)
Molecular function (GO): hydrolase activity, acting on ester bonds
Source: RefSeq, a predicted model, not a curated record
CCUACCACCUCCAACACUCCACUCCACCAUAUCACUCUCCACUCCACUCCACUCAGCUCGAGAUAGAACAAUGGAGGCCAAGAGCUCCGCUGCUUUGAUCUCGCUCGUGCUGCUGCUGGCGGUGGCCACCGGUGGUGUUUCCGGCCGAACCACGUACACAGGAAGCAGCUCUGCGGGGACGACGGGGAAGAAGCAAGUCGGCCAUGGGAAUGGGGUGAAGCCGACGCCACAGACGAAGAAGGUGCCGGCGCUGGUGGUGUUCGGCGACUCGAUCGUGGACCCGGGCAACAACAACGACAUCCACACCAUCAUCAAGGCCAACUUCCCGCCCUACGGCCACGACUUCGGCGCCGACCACCGCCCCACCGGCCGCUUCUGCAACGGCAGGAUCCCCACCGACUUCAUCGCCUCCAAGCUCGGCCUCAAAUACCUUCUCCCGGCCUACCUGCAGCAGUCCCCCAACCUCACCGCCCACGACCUGCUCACCGGCGUCAGCUUCGCGUCCGGCGGCACCGGCUACGACCCGCUCACGGCGCAGCUCGCCUCCGUCAUCUCCAUGACGGACCAGCUCCGCAUGUUCCACGACUACAAGGCCAAGGUCCGGGCCCUCGCCGGCGACGCCGCCCUCUCGGAGAUCCUCUCAAAGGGGGUCUUCGCGGUGUGCGCCGGCAGCGACGACGUGGCCAACACCUACUUCACCAUGCGGGCGCGCAGCUCCUACUCGCACGCCGACUACGCGUCCCUCAUCGUCUCCCACGCGUCCGCCUUCCUCAACGGCUUGCUCGCCGCGGGGGCCAGGCGCGUGGCCAUCAUCUCCAUGCCGCCCAUCGGGUGCGUGCCGUCGCAGCGCACGCUGUCCGGCGGCAUGGCGCGGGGCUGCUCCUCGGGACACAACGAGAUCGCCGAGAUGAUUAACGCCGGCAUGGGCACCGCCGUGGAGUCUCUCAAGGCCAGGCACCCAGGGGCGAAGGUGGUGCUCAUGGACAUCUACGGGUUCCUGAUGGACAUGAUGCUCCGCCCGCAGGGGUACGGCUUCAAGGAGUCCACGCUGGGGUGCUGCGGCACCGGCAUGAUGGAGGUCUCCGUGCUCUGCAACGGCGUCACGUCGGCGGUGUGCGGCCACGUCGCCGACUAUCUGUUCUGGGACAGCUACCACCCCACGGAGAAGGCGUACGGGAUCCUCGUCGACUUCGUCUACGAUAACUACCUCAAGGAGCUCAUCGACUAGCUUUCAUGCCCUACCUACUUUCAAAUUCCAUUGUGUUUUGUGGCGUGCACGCACCUGGAGUAUGUUACGAUAGGUUGUGAGAAACAAAACAAUUAAUGUUGAAUUAUUAUUGUAAGUUGCAUGAUUUUGAAUUUGGGUCGGUCGACUCUGUUUGGAAAA